Messenger RNA from Paramecium sonneborni, 845 nucleotides. The record is from the annotation of a GenBank genome assembly. Lineage: Eukaryota; Ciliophora; Oligohymenophorea; Peniculida; Parameciidae.
GUUUAUGAUAGCCUUAAUUAUUAUGAUUACAUCAGCAUUUUCUUAUACUUAAUAUGCUCAAAGAAUUCCAAAAAAUAAAUUAUCAGGGAAAUAAUAAUACUUAACUAGAGUUCUUAGGGAUAAUAUUAACAAUCCUCAAUAUACAUAGGUAAAUAUCAUAUCAAAUUAUAAGGGAUUUGCUUUUUUGAAUGAAGAUACAAUAUUAGAAUCAACGGGACUUUACAAAUAGAGUGGAAUUCAUUAUAUAAAUUUAAAAAAUGUUAAUACUCUUUAAAACUAAUAUAAUUUAGAUGGUCAAUUCUUUGGUGAGGGAUGCGAUAUUAUCAAUAACAAAGUUUAUUAAUUGACUUGGUUAGAAAAAAAAAUGUACUUAUAUGAAUAAUUGUAGUUUUGUAUAUGAAAAAGAAGAUCUAUAAUAUAUAGGAUAGAUUGAUCUACCUUAAAAGAUUAAGGAGGGUUGGGGAUUAACUCAUCGUUUAUUUAAUGAAGAAACUUAGAUAUUAAUUUCAGAUGGAACAGGCUACAUACAUAUAUUGAAUGAAAAUUUUUAAGUUUUGAAAUCAGUUUUAAUAUUUUAAGGAUUAACUCCUGUAAACUAUCUUAAUGAAUUAGAAUAUGCUAAUGGAAUUUUAUAUGCAAAUGAAUAUCUAAAAAGUUAUAUUUUAGCUAUAGAUCUUGAUGAAGGCAAGGUUUUGGCAAAAUAUGAUUUUUCAGAACUUGUUUAUGAAGCUAAAAGACCAGAUGGAUGUUUGAAUGGAAUUGCUUUCAACUAAUAAACUUAGACCUUUUGGAUUACAGGUAAGAACUGGCCAUUCAUUUAAGAAGUUAAGUUAUUUUGAUAAGCA